Molecule: messenger RNA, 1020 nt
Organism: Theileria equi strain WA
Lineage: Eukaryota; Apicomplexa; Aconoidasida; Piroplasmida; Theileriidae
Exons: 1
Coding region: 1-1020 (339 amino acids)
Source: RefSeq, a predicted model, not a curated record
AUGGAGUCAAAAUAUUUGACAGCGGACAUUAGCCAUAAACCAAGGGCACAGGAAGCCACAAUAUAUCAGGACGGUACAAGGUGGUACGCCUAUUUUGAUGCUGAAUUCCCAAAAGACCCAAUAACCACCAUUGAGUAUUUCCAAUUACCUUGGCUCCCAGGAUACAAGAAAAUUGUCCAUAAUGCAAAUGGCCAAUCAAAGUUCAAGGACAUGAAAUUCAAGGGCACCAGCAUAGAAUUGAUUCAUGCGCAUUACAUUUCUACAAUUUCUGUCUACUACUGGAAUGGAGAUACGGGCUAUGAUCAUCCACUCAUAAUUCAGGUCGGAGAAGGGAGCUAUUAUGCAAAGGAGAAUGGUGAUAGCCACUGGAGUCUUUUGGGCAAAAUGGACAAUCACGCUCUAUUGAUGAAACUUGACGAACUCAAUUGUGGCGCAAACGAUGCGCACAUUGUUGACAUUUGCCAAGUCAGCGGGAAUUACAUGUGCCAGAGCUGUAACAAUGUCCAGAUUUCACUGACUUGUGACGUUUUCAGGGUUGCCUGUUCCGAAUUUUGCAUGUAUACUCACCAUGUUAAAAAUGGUCACGUAGGACGAACAAUCGAGGGACAUGUAUCUCUACUUGGAUUAGAGGCUUCAAAAAAUGAUAGUAGUCUUUACGUCUUUUGUUACAAGGGUUUUAAGCUGCUGAUAUCCAUGCAACUUUUUUCCAUUUUAACUUAUGAAUUCUUCACAAGGAACGCAGUGUACGGCGAGACCUGGACGAAAAUGACCUCUUUAAGUCCUAAAAAUCCAUACGACAUUUACAAGAUUCUUGACACACUCAAGAGAGUAGCGGGAGAAUCUGAUGAUGCGCACUCCAGAAUGAAGAGAUUUGGAAUAUCCGCUCUGAUUGGCGCUGGAUUGGCUUGCAUUAUAAUGACUCUCUACUACUUGAUACCGGUUAAAAAGGCUGGAGUUGUCAUAGAAAGUGUAAAAUAUAUGCUUAAACCAAAAGAGGUGAAGUAUCUUACCAUGGAGUAG